Molecule: messenger RNA, 1933 nt
Organism: Patella vulgata (common limpet)
Lineage: Eukaryota; Metazoa; Mollusca; Gastropoda; Patellidae
Product: tubulinyl-Tyr carboxypeptidase 1
Exons: 9
Coding region: 513-1760 (415 amino acids)
Biological process (GO): regulation of angiogenesis
Cellular component (GO): cytoplasm
Source: RefSeq, a predicted model, not a curated record
UCCAUGAAUACACAAUAAACAAUGCAAAAAUAAUGGUAAAUUUACCCCCUUUUUAACUGGAAGAACUCCCAAAAGAUGAAAUUUAAUUAUCAGAGUUUUGUUUUUUGAGGAAUUUGGGAUGAUCAAAUUUGUUUGAAUAUUUUGCUGUGCAAAAACGGAAUAUCUGAGAUCGUGAAAGACAGAGAAAAAAAAAAAAUCCUGAUAACUGACUAAACCUAGCCACCAUUCUCAGCAUGUGUCAGUAAAUGUAGUUAUUGAUUCAGUCAAUUUCAAUUCUCACUUGGCAAGCUGUCUAUUCACUUUACUGCAAACUAUCAAGUCAGAUCUACCGUUCUUCUUUCUUUUAUUUAUUUAUUUUUUUAACACAUAUGCUGUGUCACACAGAUCAUUAUGAUGAUUAUGUUGUGGGAUAAGUGACCUGGAUACGAAUAAUUUAAAAAUUAUAUAUAUGAUUUACAAAUUACAAAUACUGUACUAGGUAGUCCAGCAAAACAUGUUACAAUAUAUCCUUGAUGUCAUCACCAAAGAGAUAUUCACCAGUUUUGGGUAAUUUUGGGUCCUUAAUAAGAAUUCCCGAACAAAGCUUAUUGGAUCCACAAAGGCCGAGAUCUAUAGCUGGUUUCAGAAACAAACGAAGGUCUCGACAUUCAUUACCAUCAAUGAAACCUCAGACUCCAGGUUUUGAACGAAGUCAAACUCAUGCUUCACUGCGAAGUAGAAAUGAUGAAAGCAGUAGAGAUGAUGGACAAGAGGAAAAUGGAGUCUGGUUUUGGGUAAAUAAAAGCGGUUUUCCUGUGGAAGAUAAAACAUGGGAUAGAAUGUGGGAUCAUGUUGCUAAGAUACAUCCCGGUGGUUAUAAUAUGGUGUGUAGUAUUCGAGGUGCCAAAGAUUUACCACAGAUACCAACACCACAGCCACCAUUUUCGUUACCUGUUCAGAUGCCUGUUGCCGAGAAACUGGAGAAAAUUCAAAAUUAUAUGAGAGAAUUACAAUAUAAUCAUACAGGAACUCAGUUUUUUGAGAUAAAGAAAAACAGACCAAUCUCUGGGUUAAUGGAAAGUGCAAAAGAGAUGAUACGAGAAGCUUUACCUAUUAAAUGUUUAGAAGCAGUUAUACUUGGCACAUUUUUAACGAAUGGUACAAUGGGUUUAGAGAGAUAUGCUAUAAGUUUUAAAAGUACGUUCGGAUGUCAUGUACAUCGUCAUGUUGUAUUAGGUGUGUAUUAUGGAGGAUUAUAUGGUGCUAUUGGAAUGAGUAGAAGAGAGGAACUGAUGUAUAAACCAUUACAGUACAAGACGCUUUCAGAUUUGAUUUUAGAUUUUCAGAAGUAUUAUAUCAAAUUUCACCAUGAGUUAAAAAAAGUAAAAGUGGGAUUACCUAUUAUUCAUGAUCCACAUAGUUAUGAAACUAUUCCAUGGAAGUGUAUUAACAUAAAUGUAUGUAAAUCAUUGAAGAAAGAAAUGGUUCGAGAUUUGGAUCAACAUGCUAAAGUUAUUCGGUCCAAAGCCAGAUCGUGGACUAUGCCACCAGGAGCGCCCAAGAAAAUGUCUACAUUUAUCGAUACAGUAAAAGAUUGUUCUAGUAGUAGCAGUAAAUCACAAGUAUCUACUAAAUCAUCAUUCUCACAAUUCGGUAUAACUGAACAGAGUAUAUCAACAAGUAAUGGAGGACAUACACAAACAUCGAUACAAGAUAAUUCACAACAUUCUCUUAAAUCUCCUGUCUCUUCGGGAAAUAACGAAUAUUUACUCAGAAUAUAAUAUUACCUUGUGAGAACAGCCUACUCCUGAACAGUGGAAGUGUCCAAACCAGAAUACAAUGUUACCAUAUCAACAACCUCCUAGUCAACAGUACAAAGAAAACCCAAAACAUUAUUUAGUAAUUGAACUGGAGUAUACUGGUCACAAUUUUAUGGAAUACAAUUACUGCUGCU